Molecule: messenger RNA, 597 nt
Organism: Brassica napus (rape)
Lineage: Eukaryota; Viridiplantae; Streptophyta; Magnoliopsida; Brassicales; Brassicaceae
Product: zinc finger protein WIP4-like
Exons: 1
Coding region: 1-597 (198 amino acids)
Source: RefSeq, a predicted model, not a curated record
AUGUCUGAUCCAGCUUGUAUCUUCAACAAUGGCGUUGUCGACGGCUAUGACUAUAGCUUCAACUAUUCCACUUCUCUCUCACACAUCUACAACUCUAAUGGCAGCUUCUAUUACCCUCGCAAUACCACAGACAUAAACCCUAAUUCUACUUUACCUGAAUCUCCUCCACUUAGAGAAGCUCUUCCUCUCCUUAGUUUAAGCCCCAUCCAUAAGCAGAAAGAAGAUAUUGUUCCUCAGCAUGAAUACUAUUUCAUGGAGACGACCGAAAACUCUUCUAAUUCAAACUUUCUUAAUCAUAAUCUUGAUCAAUGCCAAGAAAGUACUCAUCAUUAUGAUGUGACCGUGGAUCUUCAUCUAGGGUUGCCAAACCCCGGUGGCGACGCUAUUGGUUACGGGGGUGGUGGGAGCAGCAGCAGCGAUGUCAUCCUUGAUUCUACCGACCAAGAGCAUCAUCAAGAUCGUCAUCAAUACCAUGGAGUAGAAGUUACACUUGCUUCUGAUCAUCAUCAUGAUGGUCAUGGUGGUGUACAAAGGGGUAGUCAUAAUCACUAUUGGAUCCCUAUAAGAACAAAGAAGAAAGACUUAAACUUUACUUAA